AUGAGUUCCAGCCCUGAUGAUGUCUAUCAUAUGAUGGACGAAAGCUUAGCUCGUUUCCACCCGAAAGGAGGGAGCAGGUCUCGUGGACUGCGUCAACUUGAACUUCGUGUAAAAGCCAAACGGCUGCAGUACAACGGGAUUCAUCCGUCCUCUUCUGGCGAAUCACCGUUUUGUGGGGGUGCAAAUUAUGGCUGCACACCAUUUGAUCUAACAUUUGUCAAGUACGAUAAAUGGGGUGAUGGGAAAUUGUGCUUAACAGGAUAUAAGGCUCUUUGUGAGACCAUACCAGUUAAGCAAAAGCAAAAUCCAGAGCCAUUUAACUUUUACGUUAUGACCUAUAAUGUUUACGAAAGACCCUGGUUGGUCUCACACGAUGGACAAACUGAAAGGACCUGUCGCAUUACAAGAUGAUUUGACGUUGGAAAUACAGGCAAUUCAUGCUGUUAG
Protopolystoma xenopodis is the source of this 447-nucleotide messenger RNA. Lineage: Eukaryota; Metazoa; Platyhelminthes; Monogenea; Polystomatidea; Polystomatidae. The record is from the annotation of a GenBank genome assembly.